AUGUCCACCGACGAGCGCUCGAUCGCGAUCAAGGCGUCGGCUUUGUGCGCCGGGUUCGCCGUCGGUGCGAUCGUCGCGCGCGCGGCGCUCGAGCGCGGCGUCGAUGGAGGCAUUCGUGACGUUCGUGAAUUUCUCGUGCGUGUGCGCGUGAUCGUUCGCGAACGCGUCGUGAGGGCGCUAGAGACUUCGCAGACGGUGAGGAUGAGUGCGCCAAUUUCUACGGCGGUGGAGGCGGAGGAUGAAGACGUGGACGCGGCGUUGGUGGAGAAGUUUCACAAGUGCGCGAACCAGUUCAAGCUCUUGCUCAUCGACGCCGACGCGUACUUCGAGCCCGGGGUCAAGGCAAAGAUGUACGGUUUGUAUAAGCGGUGCCAGUGCUCGUUCGACACGGACGCGGUGCGGCCGACAAAUCCAUUGGACGUCGUGGGUAGGGCGAAGUACGACGCGUGGAAGAGCGUGAGAAAUCUUUCGCGGCGCGAGGCGAUGGAGUCGUACGUUGAGACGUUUCGAGAGUGGGGCGAGCGAUACGAGGAACUCUUGGCGAUCGAAAAGGCGCAAAAAAGAGAUGAAAAGGGAUUCACGGAUGCGGAUAAAAAGGCAGCGGAGGAGUUCCACGACAAUGACAAUGAACUGAAAGUGUUCGGAAGGGCGUGGUCGAUGGGCGGAGCGCACAGUCAGCCGAUCGCGCCGACGCAAGAGGAAGAAUCGUCGAGCGAUGACGUCGAGGCUUUGAUUGCGGCGUGCAGAGCCGGAGACGAAGACGCCGCCGUGAAAGCGUUGCAGAAUGGCGCAGACCUGAACGAAAGAGAUUCGCACGGACGGACACCCCUGCACUGGUGCGCCGACGGCGGACACACGAAGCUCGCGAUGCACUUGUGUUUGCUCAAAGCCGACGUGAACGCGCAGGAUAAUUACGGCCAGACGCCGUUGCACUACUCCGUUAGCUUAGAAGACGCGGAGACGGCGAAUUUACUGCUCGAUUGGGGCGCAGAUCCUUCCAUGGAGGACGCUGAGAGUGACACGCCGGAGAGCAUCGGGCUCUGGGACCUCGCGGGUGCUCGCACAUUAGAAGGCGAGUGA
Molecule: messenger RNA, 1080 nt
Organism: Ostreococcus tauri
Lineage: Eukaryota; Viridiplantae; Chlorophyta; Mamiellophyceae; Mamiellales; Bathycoccaceae
Product: FERM/acyl-CoA-binding protein, 3-helical bundle
Exons: 1
Coding region: 1-1080 (359 amino acids)
Molecular function (GO): fatty-acyl-CoA binding; protein binding
Source: RefSeq, a predicted model, not a curated record